GGUUGCUGGAUGCUCAGUCAGAGCUGCUGCAGAGUCACUGACAUCCUGACAGAGGAAAAAGAAGAACACGGCGUCUGUUUCAGCGCCUCAGUAGGAUCAUCUGGAUGAUGAACAGGAUUGGCGUCCCCUCGGGGCAGGAGCUCACGGAUGAAGAAAAAGAGCUCAUCAACAGCGUUCUGGCUCGAGCAGCCAUGAUGGAGGUCAUGGAACAAGAGAGGAUUGACCGUCUCUCCAAUCACUUGGACGAUAUCAAGAAGACAGCCCUUGGUGAUGGUCAGUCACACUGUCUGCUGUGUGGGGCGUCAUUCGGACCACAGGGAGUCACAGCUGUUCUCUGUGUGCAGUGCAACAAGUACAUGUGUAGCAAAUGUGGGAUCUGGAGCAACAGCAGGACUUGCCCCAUGUGGCUGUGCAGAAUCUGCAAAGAACAUCAAGAGCUCCACAAACGUUCAGGCGCGUGGUUCUUUAAGGGCAGAGAGCAGCAGGGGCUGCCUGCCCCCCUCCCCCUGUCCACACCUCCACACUCUGCUCCUUCAGCAAACCCUGACACACCACAGCAACCGACCACACUUCAUCAUCCAAGACAGCAGCAGCAGCAGCAGCAGCAGCAGCAGCAGCAGCAGCAGCAGCAGUCCUGUGGAUCAGAACAAUGGGAGCAGACGGCAAGAACAACAGCUGACGGCUGUAAUGAGAGUCAGACACGUCCAGCAGCUGUGAUGAAGACAGACGCACAUGUGUCUGCCUCCAAACCACUGGGUCCAAACGCACAGUGGGCCCCCUUGCCCUCAGAUGUGGUGAACACACAUUCAGAGAGGGAAGACACGGUGUCGCCUCCUGUGGUGGAACCUGGUAUCUCUGCUUCCAUUUGGUGUCAUCUUCCCGCAGCCAGGACCUCUGCACCUGACGCAGCUGCCAACAGUCCCGUAUCCCCGAGAACAACACCUGAUCCAAGAGAGGAAGAAGACGAUGACUACGACUCGGACGACGCCACUACUCUGGGAUCUCUGGAGUUCAGUCUUCUUUACGAACAGCAGAACCACACCCUACACUGCUGCAUCAUUAAAGCCAAGGGUUUGAAGCCCAUGGACUCAAAUGGACUUGCUGACCCAUAUGUGAAGCUGCACUUGUUACCUGGAGCCAGUAAGUCCAACAAGCUUCGCACCAAGACUCUGAAACACACUCUGAAUCCUGUGUGGAAUGAGACACUGAUCUACCACGGCAUCACCGACGAAGAAAUGUCGCGCAAAAGUCUUCGCCUGUCAGUGAGUGAUGAGGACACGUUUGGACACAAUGAAUUCAUAGGAGAGACACGAGUCGCUCUGAAGAAAGUGACGUUCAACCAGAAGAAGAACUUCAGUGUGUGUUUGGAGAGAGUCAUCCCGGUAAAGAAGGCUGUCGGAGGCUCGGCCCGUGGCAUGGCUCUCUAUGAGGAUGAUCUGAAUGAAGGUGAGGAUUCUGGGGAAAGAGGUCGUAUCCUGGUGUCACUGAUGUACAGCAGUCAGCAGGGUCGUCUCAUAGUGGGCGUGGUCCGCUGUGCUCACCUGGCUGCCAUGGACUCCAACGGUUACUCAGAUCCCUUCGUCAAAGUAUAUCUGAAGCCAGACAUGGGAAAGAAAGCUAAAAACAAGACACAGACAAGAAAGAAGACCCUCAAUCCAGAGUUUAAUGAGGAGUUCAGCUAUGAAAUAAAACCCGCUGACCUCGCCAAGAAAACCCUGCAAAUCUCGGUCUGGGACUAUGACAUGGGCAAGUCAAAUGAUUUCAUUGGAGGAUGUCAGCUGGGCAUCCAGGCUAAAGGAGAGUGUCUGAAGCACUGGUACGAAUGCCUGAAGAACAAAGACAAGAAGAUUGAGUGCUGGCAUAUCCUGCUGAAUGACAGCAGUGUUCAUUUUGAGGAUUAAAUCUCCUCUCCCGUGUAUUUGCUGCCUCUCCUUUUCUCCCCGUCUGUGAGCAAAGGUAGAGCGAUUUUAUCCUCUUGCUUUUGUGUGGAAAACUUGUGACGUACAAGCUGCAGCAGUUUACAGGUGAUGGAUGUGGAUAUUUAAUCCUGGAGCUCGUUCAAAGACCACAAAACCAAACUGAUAUCGCAGCAUAAGAUGUGUUAAGUUAGGAUCAUAAUCACGUCACCAAAGUUUAUCUCACAUUUCGAAACAGGCAGUUGUUUGUGUAUUGAUCAGUUUUUGGUGGUGAUUGGUGUGACCGCCCCUGUAAGUGCUCCAUUCACCAGAACCUCGCUGUGAAUAAUGAUAAUAAUGAUAAUGCAUCAUGUGAAAUAUUGAAUGCAGCUCGGUUGUUAAUUUCAUGUAAACUAUCUCUGUCUCUUGUUGUUUUUGUGCUACGAUGAUACAGAUCAAAUCAAACUCGUGUAUUCUGCUCUGUGACCGUUCGCUCCUGUGCACGUGUGCAACUCAGACCCCGAGAAUAAAAUCUUAAUUUUAUGAGAUUAAAGUCGUGCGAAUAAAGUCUUAAUUACAAUAACUGUUUACUCCAUUAAAUUGCUAAUCUACAGGUUUUUUUGAGCUGUAGAAUUCCCUUCUGAAACUUUUCUUGGGUGCUUGUGUUUUAGUCAUUCUCUACCACAAGGUUGGUGUUUUAUGCCAUUUAUAUUUAUCUUAAAUAUAAAUGGUAUAAAUUAUUAAAAAUUGAUUUAUACAAACACUGUAAUACUGAGAAACUCUGAAAGAGUGGUGUGGAGCUGAUAGAAUGAAUCAGCAAACAUUUUGUUGUUAUAUAAAUGUAUACACUGCAGUUUUAAAAAGAUGAGCAUAGCAUAUGUAGCCUACAUAUAUAAUAAAUAAUGUUUAUGUUGAGUCUCUUGGGAAUAGGUUUAAACUCUUGUUGCAUAUCUCACUGCCCCUUUAACAGUGUUAUAUAUAUAUAUUAUGUGAAGGCGU
Solea solea (common sole) is the source of this 2894-nucleotide messenger RNA. RefSeq names its product rabphilin 3A homolog (mouse), a (gene rph3aa). Gene Ontology annotation, cellular component: membrane. Lineage: Eukaryota; Metazoa; Chordata; Actinopteri; Pleuronectiformes; Soleidae. The transcript has 16 exons. Gene Ontology annotation, molecular function: small GTPase binding. The coding region runs from base 105 to 1901 and encodes 598 amino acids. Gene Ontology annotation, biological process: intracellular protein transport. The record is from RefSeq and is a predicted model, not a curated record.